This is a messenger RNA of Phytophthora sojae, 1720 nucleotides long. RefSeq lists its product as hypothetical. The coding region runs from base 269 to 1720 and encodes 483 amino acids. The record is from RefSeq and is a predicted model, not a curated record. NCBI's taxonomy places the organism in Eukaryota, Oomycota, Peronosporomycetes, Peronosporales, Peronosporaceae. The transcript is spliced from 3 exons.
GCCUGCCGGCGUCCACGAGCACCACGGCCUCUUCCUCCGUGAUCAGCUUCUCGCGUCACAUGUCCACGGCAAUCUCCAGAGCGGCUGGACCAGGCGCUUGCCGUGCAGCCUGGGGGUGUCAAUGCAUCAAACUUUUCUAAGAACUGUCCUUAGAAAACUUUCAUGCUAUUGAAUCCUUUGAUUGAGAUUAGCUUGAUGGAGGUGGUGGUUAGUACAUUCUACGCCAUAGGAAUCUCAUUCUCAUUUAAGAAUCCGCGGCCCAGGAAAGAUGGGGAAGAUAACCCUCACGUGCGCAAUUGUUGGUGUGGGGACCACGUUUGACGUGGAAGUCGACGAUGGCGAGAAGGUGGGCACGUUGAGGGCGCCCGCAAAGCAGGAGAACUCGAAUGCGUUGAAGGACGUCGACACCCCCAGCCUCCAGCUCUUUCUGGCCAAGACGAUGGACGGCGAGUGGUUGAGUGUGACUGCUGCGAUGGCUGUAGCACUGCACACAGUAAUCCCUGUGGAGCUUGAUGAACAUGGACGCUGCCAAGGCUUCAAGUGGUUGAACCCCACGCUUCGUCUCAACGACUCCAGCUACUUUGGCGAGAAUUUUCAACCAGGUGACGAUCAAGUUCACGUGCUGGUGGUGGUUCCAGAGCGCAAAACGACGGCAGUGUUGAAGCGGUCGACAGGUGAAAAAAAGCGGGGUAUCGAGGAAGUUAUCUCGGGUUUUGACACGCUCGCAAUCACGCAAUUUGCUCUGCAAUUGAGUGCAGCUGAGCUGGCUGUAGGAAGCUUACUAUCGGGACUUCCAGAAAACUUCUUGGGGACGAAUCUCCCCAACGGUUUAUACGUCCGACAAGAAUACUGGGACGUCUUUCAUGACGGAGAGGAGGGAAGGGACGUCGCAUACCACCCUUUGGGCGACUCGAAGGUCUACUACUUCACUUGGGACGCGACGGGAAGCUACCAGCCGUCGUUUACGCCACAUUCUGGAAAGACCUACGAGGGUUUCUUUGACGAAAAGGCUGAUAUUCCGGGCACUGUUGAUGAGUUCAAGCAGGAUAUUCUACUCUUCACGCAGAGUGCGUUUUGUGACAAGAUGAAGCACCUCAUCUUCAGCCUGUAUCGUGAUGCGACACUGGUCAGUCACCCGUUUCUGGGCUAUUCGUCUUUGGCAGUGGAGGCGAAGGUCAGCGAUCUGUAUGAUGUGGGGUCCAUCGAUGAAAUCCGCUCUUGGUUGACGACGACAAAGCCGAAUUUUCAGUCGUGGCGAGAAAUAGAAAUCGAGAGAUGUCUUCUGCAAGACCUCAUCACGAAGAAGUUUUGUAUGCAAACUCUCGAGCGCUCUGCUCGAUCAAAUGAGCCGACCGUACAAGGGAGCAAGGUGGGGGAUGCUGAAGAAUGCGGUCCAAUUCAGGCAAAAAUCGUGACAAUCCAAGUUGUAACGGAGAUCAAGAACGACGAGGUGUUGUAUAUCCCAUUGUCGAAGACCUUUCCAGCGAUCGAUGCUGUGCUCGUCGUACCGGACGCUCGUCGCAUUAUCUAUGUGCAGGCGACAACGUCCAAAGCCCACCCUAUCCAGUACCAGCACUUGAAAGACGUCUAUCAAGAUUUGACACAGCGCCGGAAGUUUCGAGGUUAUUCGCACAUUCUUCUCUUCAUCGUCUCGAACGACAUCUACGACGGGUUCACCUCAUCGGAACAAGGACCGAUCGAUGCUCAAAGCAGCACUUGA